AUGCCACCAAAAAGAAAGGCCAAUGCCCCGCAGCAGCAGCUGCCGACCCGACCCGAGCCUCCUCGACGAAGUAGUAGGAGAAUAAAAGAGGUCGCUGAGCAAGAGGAUGGCUCCCCGCAUAGCCUCCCUGAUGACGAUAGAUUGGAGAAGAUGACGCAGGACAGAAUCAAGCACGUGUGGGAAUCCAAGGAAGUAGUCGAACAGGCCCGGCGCGAGCUGACUGAGAUGGAAUACAACCUGCAGAGAGCCGUCAAGCGCCAGCGGCUAGCCAUCGAGUCGUCAGAUUUGACAUGCGAGGUGGAUAGGGCGAGAGAGGUCACGCUCUAUCACCAGGAGAAGAGAGAUCCUGUAGAGGUGCUGAAGACGGGUUCGAAAUCAAUCUCGGAUGCCAUUGAGCAUGCGCCUAUUGAUGAAUACGAAGCUGAGAUAGCUGCAGGAGACAUUACGGAGGCCAAGAUCGAGGAGGAUGGUUUUGAUCGAGGCGCAAGAAGACCUCCCGCUGUCAAUAGCGAUGUGCUGCCUCUGCCAUGGACUGGCCGUCUAGGAUAUGCCUGUUUGAACACAUAUCUACGGACGUCUACACCUCCCGUGUUCUCCUCAAGAACGUGCCGGAUCAGCUCUAUUCUUGACCAUCGACAUCCCUUGCAAGACCCAUCACAGCCAGAGCAUCCAACGAAGAAUCGACCUGACAAGUCGAAGCCGCAGAAUAAAGAGCUCGGCAUGAAGUUCGUACAGAACUUGGGCCUAGCGAAUGCGAGAGACAUUCCUAAAAUGAUCCGGUGGAACGACAAGUACGGUAUCAAGUUCAUGAGGUUGAGCAGUGAAAUGUUUCCCUUUGCAAGCCAUGACGAGUACGGAUACAAGCUUUCGCCGUUCGCAUCAGAGGUGUUGGCUGAGGCGGGCAAGGUAAUUGCAGAGCUGGGCCACCGUGUCACUACGCAUCCUGGGCAGUUCACGCAGAUUGGAAGUCCGAGACCAGAGGUGGUAGAAGCAGCGAUCCGUGAUCUAACAUACCACGACGAGAUGCUGUCGCUUCUCCGGCUGCCAGAACAGGCGAAUAAGGACGCUGUCAUGAUUUUACACAUGGGAGGAACCUAUGGGGAUAAAGAAGCGACGAUUGAACGUUUCAAACAGAACUACAGCGGUCUUUCGCAGGGAGUCAAGAACAGGCUCGUGCUCGAGAAUGACGACGUAGCUUGGAGUGUUCACGACCUGCUCCCGGUAUGUGAGGAGCUGAACAUCCCACUAGUCCUCGACUUCCACCAUCAUAACAUUGUGUAUGAUUCAUCGAUUCGCGAAGGCACGCAGGACAUCAUCCAAUUCUUUGACCGGAUCCGGAAAACAUGGACGCGCAAAGGCAUUCGACAGAAGAUGCACUACAGCGAGCAAACCGCCGGGGCCAUUACGCCGCGGGACAGGCGAAAGCACUCGCCCCGGGUCAAGACUUUGCCCCCGUGCGCGCCCGACAUGGACCUGAUGAUCGAAGCCAAGGACAAGGAGCAGGCGGUGUUCGAACUGAUGCGCACCUUCAGGCUGGCCGGCUGGGACUUGUCCAACCCGAUCGUGCCGAACGAACGGGACGACGAGUCGAAGAAGCCCACGGCGAAGAGCAAGAAGGAGAAGAAGACGGGGGACAAGGGCAAGGAGAAGAAGAUGGAAGAGCAGGACGAAGACCACAUCGAGGCUGAUGCUGAGAUACCCGGACAGGCGGUCAGCGACGAAGACUUUGGCAUGGGUGGGCCCGAGAACCGCGUGUACUGGCCAGAAGGCAUGGAAGAGUGGCUCAAGCCGAAGAAGCGAGAGGUCAAAAAGGGGAAAAAGGGGUCGGACAAGUGA
Clonostachys rhizophaga is the source of this 1836-nucleotide messenger RNA. The record is from the annotation of a GenBank genome assembly. NCBI's taxonomy places the organism in Eukaryota, Fungi, Ascomycota, Sordariomycetes, Hypocreales, Bionectriaceae.